Messenger RNA from Micromonas commoda, 519 nucleotides. RefSeq lists its product with no specific name. The record is from RefSeq and is a predicted model, not a curated record. The coding region runs from base 1 to 519 and encodes 172 amino acids. Lineage: Eukaryota; Viridiplantae; Chlorophyta; Mamiellophyceae; Mamiellales; Mamiellaceae. The transcript has a single exon.
AUGAGCGGCCGCGUGAGGAGGUCAUGGGGCGCGCCUCCAGACCUCCGCGCCAGGCUGGGCUUGCGCGUGCCCAGACUCAGCGACGACGCGUCCACAGCCAAUCGCGGCAAAAUCACCACGCGGGCUGAGUACGAGGCCAUGGAGCGGGGGUUCUGCACCAGCUGGAACGGCGCUAACGCCGGGAUCAAGUCCGUUCGGGCGCCCACGAGGGGUAAGGGGGAUACCAAGGACAGGUGCGCGUGGACCACGCCGCACGUGCUGGACGAGCGGGGCCAGGCCGUGCGCAUGAGCCUGGAAGACCCUUGGGACGUCGAGGAGAAGCGCGAGGAGAAUGGCUCGGCGGAGCGGGAGGAGGUGGAGGCGCGGGAGGAGAGGGUGGUGGUGAGCGACGACGACAUGGACGACGCGUCCGUGGAGUACAGCGAUGACGAGCGCGAGGACGAGCGAGACGUCAGCUUCUCCAGGGACCACGACGGGGCCCCGAGGGAGGGGUACUCGCGGAUGGCGACGCUAGCGUAG